AUGGCUAAACGAAAGUACAUGUCCAAAGUUGACGGCAAAAUCAACGUCGGAGAGAAGCACCAAGCGAAGAUUCCAGACCUGGUGGUGAAGGACGAAAAUGCGAAGGAUGCGGUGAGCACAGAAGUAGAGGAGCAAUUAAAUGCCAUUGGAGGUGACGUUCAAACGAAUAAGAGAGCCCGCGUGGAAGAGAAGAUGAAUGCUAAGGCUGGAGAAGGAGAAGCAAAUGCAGGUGAUCAGUUAGAACCCGAAAUUGCAAAUGCAGUAGCUGGAUCGAACCCAAAUGGUGAUAACAACAAUGCGGUCGCCACGAAUGAAGGAGACCACGCCGAUGCGAAUGAUACGAACGAAGCGGACCAGACGAACGACGCGGACCACGCGAAAGACGUGAACGACGCAACGCAAGACACAAACGUAGAAGAGACGACGUCAAACGACGUGGCAGAUAAUGCUAACACUUUAACUGAAGAGAAUCCAGACGACGCUGGAGCGAGCAAUGUUGCGGAGCCCUCUGCUGGAGGGAACUCCAAUGUAGAUGAUGUAGCGACGCCUGAGGACAAUGCAGAUUCGGCUGUCACGGAGGAGGUGAACAACGACACGGAUGGAAAUGCGAACGAGGCUGCGAGUGAGAAUGUUAAUGAGGAGGCCGCGCCGACGAAAAACGCAGAGUGA
This is a messenger RNA of Plasmodium inui San Antonio 1, 669 nucleotides long. RefSeq lists its product as hypothetical. The record is from RefSeq and is a predicted model, not a curated record. The coding region runs from base 1 to 669 and encodes 222 amino acids. The transcript has a single exon. Lineage: Eukaryota; Apicomplexa; Aconoidasida; Haemosporida; Plasmodiidae.